GCGCUGCCAUGUUGAGCCGCCUCCGCCUCCUCCUCCUCCUCCGCCGCCGCCGCCGCCGCAGCACCACCAUCCGCCGCCGCCGCUUGUGCUUUGUUGUCGGCUCCAUGUAGCUGGGGGCCCGGGGGAGGGAGGAGGGGAGGGGGGCGGGCGGGGAAGGCAGGCAGGCAAAAAAAAACCCGCAGCCGAAGGAGGGGAAGGCAGGCAGGCGGGCGCGGAGGAGGAGCCGCCGGAGCAGGCCAGGCCGCUGGGCCUGCGGAGAGGGGAGGGGGAGCCCGGCGCCUGGAGCGGAAUAAAAAUUUAGGCGUCUUUUUCCUGAGGGGGGAGGAAAAAAAAACCGGAGCGGCGCCUGGGAUCUCCCCCCCCCUUCCCCCCCUGCAGCGCCAACGCCGCCAUCUCCCAGCCAUGGAGGCCAAUUGGACCGCGUUCCUCUUUCAGGCGCAUGAAGCUUCACAUCACCAACAGCAGGCAGCACAGAACAGCCUGCUGCCUCUCCUGAGCUCUGCUGUUGAGCCCCCUGAUCAGAAGCCGAUUUUACCCUUGCCGAUAACGCAGAAACCUCAGCCUGCACCAGAAACGCUAAAAGAUGCCAUUGUGGGAAUUAAAAAGGAGAAACCGAAGACAUCUUUUGUGUGUACAUACUGCAGCAAGGCCUUCAGGGACAGUUAUCACUUGAGGCGCCAUGAAUCCUGCCACACAGGGAUAAAGUUAGUGUCACGGCCAAAGAAGGCUCCUGCCACGAUGGUACCACUUAUCUCAACCAUUGCGGGUGACAACAGCCGGACGUCGUUGGUUUCAACCAUUGCAGGCAUCUUGUCAACAGUCACUACGUCUUCCUCUGCUGCCAACCCAAGCAGUAGUGCUGGUGCCACUGCUAUGCCAGUGACACAGACAGUGAAGAAACCCAGCAAGCCUGUCAAAAAGAAUCAUGCCUGUGAGAUGUGUGGAAAGGCCUUCCGUGAUGUCUACCACCUCAACAGGCAUAAGCUCUCCCACUCAGAUGAGAAGCCUUUUGAGUGUCCAAUUUGCAAUCAGCGUUUCAAAAGGAAGGACCGCAUGACCUAUCACGUGAGGUCUCAUGAGGGUGGCAUCACCAAACCCUACACCUGUGGUGUGUGUGGAAAAGGCUUUUCGAGGUACCAUGUAGAAAAUCCCAGGCCUGAUCAUUUGAGCUGUCAUGUCAAACACGUUCAUUCCACAGAGAGGCCCUUCAAAUGCCAAACAUGCACAGCUGCCUUUGCCACCAAAGACAGACUGCGGACACACAUGGUGCGCCAUGAAGGAAAGGUGUCGUGUAAUAUCUGUGGUAAACUUCUGAGUGCAGCAUAUAUUACCAGCCACUUAAAGACUCAUGGGCAGAGCCAAAGUAUCAACUGUAAUACCUGUAAACAAGGCAUCAAUAAAAAGUUUGGGUUUUUCAAACAAGAAAAUCUACACCUCCCUGCUUCGUGCAUGAAUGAAGAGAGCAACAACCAGAAGCAGCAGCAGCAGCAACAGCAGCAGCCGCCACCGCCGCCGCCACAGCAGCAUGUUACAAAUUGGCCUGGAAAGCAGGUAGAGACCCUGAGAUUAUGGGAAGAAGCUGUCAAAGCAAGGAAGAAAGAAAGUCAACAGACUCUGAGACCAACUUCAGUCAAGCAAGAAUGUCAGUACACCUUUGAGAAGGCUAUAGAGUACGUACCAUUCGAAGCUGCUAACUUAUGCCAAACGUCCACUGCUGCCACAACGCCUGUGACUCUUUCUACUCCUUUCAAUAUUACCUCCUCAGUGGCAUCUGGGACUAUCACCAACCCAGUCACAGUGGCUGCUGCAAUGAACAUGAGAAGCCCAGUCAAUGUAUCGAGUGCGGUUAACAUCUCCAGCCCAAUGAGCUUAGGCCACCCUGUAACAAUAACCAGUCCGUUGUCUAUGACCUCUCCGUUAACGCUUACCACACCUGUCAAUUUACCGACUCCAGUAACUGCUCCGGUAAACAUAGCACAUCCGGUUACUAUAACUUCACCCAUGAACCUCCCAACACCAAUGACGCUAGCUGGUCCAUUAAAUAUAGCUAUGAGACCAGUGGAGAGCAUGCCUUUCCUCCCGCAGGCAUUGCCAACCUCUCCACCUUGGUAAAAAAAACACACACACACAAACCCUCACAGCAGUAUUAAAGAAGAAUGAAAAGCAUGUCCUUACCAGCAAUUUUUUUUGUUUCUUUUUUUUAGUUAAUGAUGAAACAGACUUAAUUCAGCUGGGGCAAAAAAGUGCACCAGUUUAAAAAGACUUAUUGUAGCAUCUUUUGUUUUGUUGGUCAUUACUCUAACACUGGGCCACUUCAUUUCCUUCCAGCUAUCAGUUGGAGAUGAAAUAAGAGCAGGUGAGAGUUGAACCUGAUGCAUAAGGUGCGGGGAGACACAUCCGGUUCAUGUUAGUAUAGAGAAAUGUUUUAAUCUGAACACUAGAAAGCUCAGAAUAAAGCCCUCUGUAAACACACAGGGUGGGAAAUGGUUCACUUAAAUUUGCCAGCUCUGUAUGCCUCCAAUUCUAAAAGUAGCAUUGUAGUGUUUUUUUAAAGUAAAUGCAUUACAUGGUCCUAUUUUUAAAGCAUUUUGAAUAAUUAUGCAUUUUACCUUUGGGAAUAUGAUGACUUCAGGCCGAAUUCCCUAUGGGAAGAGUGAUACCAGCUCUGAUAUGCAAAGCAUACAGUAACUUAACAUUCUAACUUCACCAUACAACGGUAGGGAUUGUGACCUGAUGUUUGGAGAUGUAAAUAUUACUCACCAUAUUACCCUAAGGGAGUAUAACAGCAUAGUCAACAUAUUAAGAGAAAAAAAUUAUGUUUGGCAAGGAACAGCCAUGAGUGAUGGAAGAGGAGUUGAAAUCCACGUGAACGCGGUCUCUGGUCAGAACCCACAUGGGACUCUUUUUGAAGAGCCGACAGCAGGCUUUGAAACAAAUGGGGAGAAAUUGCUUUAUGCUGGAAGACUUUGGAGGCACCAGGGGUAUGACGUGUGUAUGCCCUGAUUCUCUCAAUCAGAACCUGCUGACGUGACGGGGAGCAGGUGUUGUUCACUAGAAGUUUUUUGUCUUAUAUUAUAAAAAUCGUAUACAGUUUUUAUUCUAACCACUAAUUAGUUAGGAUGCCCCUUCAGGACAAGCCAAGAGAGUGCAUCUUAUUGUUUGUGUUUCUUUUUUUAAAAAAACCCUCCCUCUUAAUCAAGUGUUGUGCAGAUCUCCAACAUUGUAAAUAUUUGCAAGAAACCACAUCAUUUUUACGUUUGUUUUUAUUGUGUUAACACAUAGUUACCGGGGGUGGGGGUGGGGUCCCAGUGACUAUUUGACCUAUCCAGUGCAGGGGAAAUUCCCCUCCUUACUCCUGUGAAUGGUCAGACUUAAAAAAACUACACAUAACUCUUACUUCUUUCAACUUUUUAUCUGUACAUAAAGUAGAAUGGGAAAUCUAGGGCAAGUUACUUUUUAGGCUAUCAUGUCAGUCACUUCUUUUUUUAAAAGUUUUUUUUUUAAAAAACAUACCCUAUAACUAAGAUUGAGUUAAAAACUAAUUGAAAGUAGAACGUGAGACGGCUUGAUCAGAAUAAGGGUCUUGACAGUGCAGUGGUGGUCAGUAUUUUGAUUCUGGCAGGAUGCUGGCAAACCUGAGAGGGUCAAAGUCCACUGUUUGUGUUUAUACCCGUUGUGUCAAUGUAAAAGCACCACAGUCUAUACUUUUUGAGGCUGACGUCUGGAAUUGGGAGACUGCUGCCCAGAUCAUUAUGUGAAAACGGUUCUAGGGGCUCGGACUACAUAGUAAAACGGGGGGGAGGAAUAAUAGAACUUAGUGUAAAAUAAUUUUAUAAAUGAUCUUUUUGUACCUUAGGACAUCAAAUUGUACAACUUUUGUAUAUAUAAAAGCUUAGGAGCUUUCUGUGUAGCAGAAAGAGAACACAUUCCUACACUUUUAAUGUAUAUGUUUGUUAUAAUGUCAUGUAAACAUAUGCCCCAUGUUUGUGCCUUUUAAUUAGUUUGUCUGAAUAAACAGAAACGUAGA
Molecule: messenger RNA, 4027 nt
Organism: Eublepharis macularius
Lineage: Eukaryota; Metazoa; Chordata; Lepidosauria; Squamata; Eublepharidae
Gene: VEZF1
Product: vascular endothelial zinc finger 1
Exons: 9
Coding region: 403-2112 (569 amino acids)
Cellular component (GO): nucleus
Source: RefSeq, a predicted model, not a curated record